CUCCAAGGACGUGCGCCGGCUGCAGGCCAUCUCCGGCGAGGGCAUCUCCGGCGAGCUCAUCCACGGGUCUCCGACUAUGCUGCUCCGAUCUGGAAGAGGGGGUGGAGCUGCUGCUGCUGCAGGUGGACGAGACACGAGCUCUCAUGGCUGCUCCCUCCUCCUACCCCCUGACGUGGUUGCUCUGAUGAGGACAAGCUGCUUCUGCAGGUGGACGGGCCCUCAUGGUCGCCGCACUCUCUCAUCGGGAGUAGGCAGGAGAAGUGUCGGCCGCCGAAGCAGACGAGCCGAGCCAUUAGUGGCUGCAUCUUUGACGUCCUUUCCUAGCGUGCUCGCCAGCGUACGCUGUCCACCGGCAGUAGCAAGGAGCAAGGAUCAUCACAUUAUGGUGCCAUUGUUAAAGCCUGUUGCUUCCUUGGACCUGCAUUGUUGCAGGCAAUAUUUUGUCAAUGAAGAUGACACCGUACCACAAAAGGUUGUUGUUCGAAAGAAUAGCCGCCGGGGGGUUCACUUCGGUCGUGCUGGACCCCGUCAGAGGGUCAAUUUUGAGUCAGAUGAAGUGAAAGCAUGCAUUAUAAGUUGUGGAGGCCUUUGCCUUGGGCUCAACACUGUUAUCAGGGAGCUGGUGUAUGGCUUGGCGCACAUGUACAAUGUCAACAACAUCUAUGGAAUACUGUAUCAACCAGCAUCUGUUCCUUCUUGAGCUCUCAACCCUGGGGUACACCUCCCGGUCAAGGUGCACCUCUUGUCUCACCGAUGAUGCAGCCUGGGCAUCACUCGCUCUCAGCUAGCUAGACUACCUAUAAGAAUCGUCAGCGCCUUUACCUAUCAGAGCAGGUACUAAUCUUGGUGUGAGCUCAAGGCAAUAGGCAAUUCUGAAGGUAGGCAAUCGUCAUUAGCCAGGUAAUGCCAGGGCUGGCUGCCAUGUGUACCAUGGUGAGAAGUAGCACCAGUAGUGCCAUAUUGGCUCCCUCUACCGAGCAGCGUGGAGGAGGGUUGGGAGUGAUCGCACUUCAACUUCUGUACGCUGCAUUUUCUUUUGGAUGUGUCAUGUCAUCAUUUCUACUGGUCUAUGUUAUGCCAAAGACUUAAGUUCUCUAUGCAGAGUUGCAAAUUGUCUGUAAGCUACUACGUGUUGUCGUAUCUUCUAUGCGUAAGAUAUUUGGUGCUAAACCUGUCGUGAAACAUGCUUUCAAUGUUCAUGCAUUGUUAAGAGGCUUCU
This is a messenger RNA of Triticum dicoccoides, 1219 nucleotides long. RefSeq lists its product as uncharacterized. Lineage: Eukaryota; Viridiplantae; Streptophyta; Magnoliopsida; Poales; Poaceae. Gene Ontology annotation, biological process: glycolytic process. Bases 77 to 700 code for a protein of 207 amino acids. Gene Ontology annotation, molecular function: 6-phosphofructokinase activity. The record is from RefSeq and is a predicted model, not a curated record. The transcript has 13 exons.